This is a messenger RNA of Didymodactylos carnosus, 423 nucleotides long. NCBI's taxonomy places the organism in Eukaryota, Metazoa, Rotifera, Eurotatoria, Philodinida, Philodinidae. The record is from the annotation of a GenBank genome assembly.
AUGACUGACGCAUUUGGUCUGAUGGAUCAAGAUCGCGAUGGACAAGUCAGUUUAGAAGAUCUCAAGGAAGUUUUUUCGUCGUUAGGCAAAGCACCCAAAGACGCAGAAUUGAAAGCGAUGAUAGAUGAAGCGGGUGGUCCACCAAAUUUCACCAAAUUAUUGACAAUGUUCGGCGAGCGACUAGGCGGUACGGAUGCCGAAGAUGUGUUAAUGAAUGCUUUCAAGAACUUUGAUGAAGAAAAGAAAGGGACAAUUGGUAGAGAUGCGCUACGAGAACUGUUAACGAGCAUUGGUAAACCAGAAGAUCUUCUCUCAGAUAUGGAAUUUAAUCAAAUGUUAGAAGGUGCACCGGUGGAUGCAAAAGGACUAUUGGAUUAUCAAGCGUUUACGAAACUGAUCAAACGUGGCAAAGAAGAUGAAUGA